AUGACCGCGGACCGGAAUUACGAUGUCGAUUUAGUGAGCACCCAUACUGGCCAGGAGUUGAGAUUCACUAAUAAUCAAAGUGGUCAUCUUAAGCUGCCCAUUAGGAAACAAUCGCUUUUCGAAGAAUUGGUAAUCAUUUCUAUACCCCACCUUAACCACCCCUUGUAUUUAAACCCUCCCUACACCGAAAAUGUUUCAUUUCUUCGCAUUCGUUUAACGGGUGUUUGUCGUGUUAAGCAAAUUAUCUGUGUUCUUUCAACAAUGCGGAAGUCACCAACUUCAAGCUCUUAUACACGUAGCGACGGUCCUCCGUUUGUUGGAAUUCUCUUCUGCCCCGAGUGCAACAAUAUGCUGUACCCAAAAGAAGACAAGGAAACCAAGACUCUUUACUACGCCUGUCGCAAUUGUCCACACAAACAACUUGCCCAGAACAAGUGCGUUUACGUUAACAAGAUCGUGCAAGACGUAGACGAAUUGAGGAAUAUCGUCCCUGAUGUUAUCAAUGAUCCAGCUUUGCCGAGGACUGAUUGCCAUCCAUGCCCUCAGUGUGGUCGUCGAGAGGCAGUUUUUUUCCAAGCCGAUAGCCGAAGAGCUGACAGUGAGAUGAGACUGUAUUAUGUGUGUCGAAACCCAAAGUGCCUUCUUCGGUGGACUGAAUAA
Molecule: messenger RNA, 660 nt
Organism: Zophobas morio
Lineage: Eukaryota; Metazoa; Arthropoda; Insecta; Coleoptera; Tenebrionidae
Product: DNA-directed RNA polymerase II subunit RPB9-like
Exons: 2
Coding region: 1-660 (219 amino acids)
Biological process (GO): transcription-coupled nucleotide-excision repair; maintenance of transcriptional fidelity during transcription elongation by RNA polymerase II; DNA-templated transcription
Cellular component (GO): RNA polymerase II, core complex
Molecular function (GO): nucleic acid binding; zinc ion binding; DNA-directed RNA polymerase activity
Source: RefSeq, a predicted model, not a curated record